Messenger RNA from Onychomys torridus (southern grasshopper mouse), 426 nucleotides. Its product is annotated as ATP synthase F(0) complex subunit C2, mitochondrial-like. The transcript has a single exon. The record is from RefSeq and is a predicted model, not a curated record. NCBI's taxonomy places the organism in Eukaryota, Metazoa, Chordata, Mammalia, Rodentia, Cricetidae. Gene Ontology annotation, biological process: proton transmembrane transport; proton motive force-driven ATP synthesis. Bases 1 to 426 code for a protein of 141 amino acids. Gene Ontology annotation, molecular function: proton transmembrane transporter activity.
AUGUAUGCCUGCUCCAGGUUCAUCUCCACUUGCUCCUUGAUCAGAAGCACCUCUCAGCUGCUGAGUUGCCCGCUGUCUGCUUUACAGUUUAACCGACCACAGACAUGGACAGAUGAGGGCCCCAGUAGCUUGGCAGUCCCUCGCCCUCUGACCUCAGUCAUCCCUAGCCGCAGCUUCCAAACCAGCGUCUAUUCUAGGGACAUCGACACAGCCGCCAAGUUCAUUGGGGCUGGGGCCGCCACAGUUGGGGUGGCUGGCUCUGGGGCUGGCAUUGGGACUGUUUUGGGGAGCCUCAUCAUUGGUUAUGCCAGGAACCUUUCCCUGAAGCAACAGCUCUUCUCCUACGCGAUUCUGGGCUUUGCCCUCUCAGAGGCCGUGGGGCUCUUCUGCCUGAUGGUGGCCUUUCUCCUCCUCUUCGCCACGUGA